Gavialis gangeticus (Gharial) is the source of this 2772-nucleotide messenger RNA. RefSeq names its product grainyhead like transcription factor 3 (gene GRHL3). Bases 136 to 1944 code for a protein of 602 amino acids. Gene Ontology annotation, biological process: regulation of transcription by RNA polymerase II. The record is from RefSeq and is a predicted model, not a curated record. Gene Ontology annotation, cellular component: nucleus. The transcript has 16 exons. Gene Ontology annotation, molecular function: RNA polymerase II cis-regulatory region sequence-specific DNA binding; DNA-binding transcription activator activity, RNA polymerase II-specific. Lineage: Eukaryota; Metazoa; Chordata; Crocodylia; Gavialidae.
AAUACCUGUACACAAAAACCUCAACAUAAAUCAAACACUUCAUUUCACAGGCAAUGUCUGUAUUUAGCAGGUACUAGAGGAGAGAAGUCAUCCGAAUUUACUGUCUGCGAAAAUCUGGAGAAAUCUUGGGGAAACAUGUCUAAUGAACUUGAUUUCAGGUCCGUGUGCCUGAUGAAGAACGACAGCACGAACUUCCAGAAGUUCUCCUACACCAGCGAAGACGAGGCCUGGAAAACCUACCUGGAGAACCCCCUGACCGCAGCCACCAAGGCGAUGAUGAGGAUUAACGGGGACGACGACAGCGUGGCUGCCCUCAGCCUCCUCUAUGAUUACUACAUGGUCCCGAAGGAGAAGAGGGUCCUUCCGCCGGGUACAACGGGACGCACUGAACUAGGAAAGAGGCAUUGCCACGGCAUGGAGUACAACCCUGAGAUCUCGGCCUUCGACAGUUCUGCCCAUCUCAUGAAGCUGCUGGCUGAAAACAUUUCCGUGACCCAAGAAUAUCCCGACCUGCAGAAGAAAAAUGGCCUGAGCCUUGAAGGCAUCCCCCAGGCUCCCCACAAGCCCGCCAUCCUCCCACCGGGCACCAGCAAGCUGGACGCCAACCCUGAGCACUACAUGAUCUCCUCGGGGGACGUGUAUGACAGCGGCUCGCUGAACUCCCUCUUCGAGACGAUACACGUGGUGCCCCCGCAGCAGAGGUGGCAGCCGGACAGCACGUUCAAAGAGGACCCCCAGGAGUCGCUGCUCUUCAGUGACAUCCUAAAAACGCAGCCAGACCCGCCGUGCUCCGAGAGUUACCCCGCUGACAGCAUUAAGAGUGACUUUGAAUACACGCUGGGCUCUCCCAAAGCCAUUCACGUCAAAUCUGGGGACUCGCCAAUGGCCUACCUCAACAAAGGACAGUUCUACCCCAUCACCCUGCGGACAGCUGGAGACAGCAAAUGUUUACACUUGUCCUCAAAUAAAGUCAAGAGUGUUGUUAUGAUCGUCUUUGACAACGAAAAGGUCCCGCUAGAGCAGCUGAAGUUCUGGAAGCACUGGCACUCCCGCCAGCCCACGGCCAAGCAGAGGGUCAUCGACGUUGCUGACUGCAAAGAAAACUUCAACACGGUGCAGAACAUCGAGGAGGUGGCUUACAACGCUUUGUCCUUCAUGUGGAACAUUAAUGAAGAAGCAAAGGUCUUCAUUGGGGUGAACUGCCUGAGCACAGACUUCUCCUCCCAGAAGGGAGUGAAGGGCGUCCCCUUGAACCUCCAGAUUGACACCUAUGACUGCAGCAGUGGGACAAGCCGGCUGGUGCACCGAGCUGUCUGCCAGAUCAAGAUAUUCUGCGAUAAGGGAGCAGAGAGGAAGAUGCGGGAUGAUGAGCGCAAGCAGUUCAGAAGGAAAGGGAAAUGCCCGGACUCCAACAACAAUGGUUUGAAAGGCUGUUUGCUGUCUGGCUUCAGAUGGAAUGAAAUCACGUUCCUCCGGCCAGAGACAGACUUGGAAACCCAGCCAGUCUUGUUUAUUCCUAAUGUCCAUUUUUCAAAUCUCCACCGAGGUGGCACGGCACUUCCUACUCCUGUGGGCUGUAUCGAUGCAAACAGGCUGCCGUUAAAACGAAGCUGCCCUUCGUUCUCUGAUGAGUUUGUUCCUUUGGCUGCCAAACAGGCCAAAGAAGAUCCCCAAAGAGUCUUGCUGUAUGUGCGGAGAGAAUCGGAAGAAGUUUUCGAUGCCCUCAUGCUGAAGACGCCAGAUCUCCAGGGACUUAGGAACGCUAUUUCAGAAAAAUACGGGCUGCCUGAAGAAAGCAUUUACAAGGUCUACAAAAAGUGCAGGCGAGGGAUCUUGGUGAACAUGGACAACAACAUCAUACAGCACUACAGCAACCACGUGGCUUUUCUGCUGGACGUGGUGGAAGCGGAGGACAAAAUCCAGAUUGUCCUCAAAGAGCUCUAAGGAGCAGGUGGCUGCACUUACGCUGGGACUUCUCCCCAAAGCCAGCGGGGUCGACCCGGACAAAGCCCACCCUGACACAGCCACGCCAUCUUGCCUUUACUUGAAGGCUCCCCCGCGGGGGUGCCAUGCUCAGCCUCGUGCCGCUGGCUCCAAGAACUACGGGCAGAUCCAUUACCAAUGUGAACGCAGAGCUUCUCUCUAAGUGUAUCGUUGUUGUUAUUAUUUUAUUUUGUAUUUUAUUAUGGUAUUUUUUUGUCCUGACUUGGUCCUGGCCUGACCUCCGGUUCCACCGCUGGGAAAGUGGAGACUCGAGCCUGGCUGUCACGUGGCAGCGUGGGCAGAGAUGGGUGACUGGCUUUGUUCCCAGUUUGUCUUGCCCCUUUGCUGACUCAACCAUAGGCAGCGGCUUUCUACCGAGCCAUCAGUCACGCAGAGCCUCUGCGCAGGGUCCAGCUGAGGCUGAUCCACACUUAUAAGCUUCCCUCUCCAAAGAGACUUUGACAGAUUUGUUUAAAGCUGACAGCUAAGCAGACACUGCCAGCGCCGGCCCCUUGCCACCUCCCCAAAACUCUGGAUGUAAAUAACACUAGCACCUCAAUAGCCGCUAUUUUAUACAUUUCUGACGUCUGCUCCCUUUUAUAUUUUAUAUGUGCAUAGACCUGCCUUGUUUUAUACCGGCCCCCAUGCAGUGACAGAGAGCAUUUCAAAAGCAGCUGCUUCACAUUUCCAAGUGGACUCGUUGUUUGUAACUGUCGUGGGGUUUUGUUUCGUUUUGGUUUUUGCUUUUAUAUAUCCCAUCAUAAUAAAGGUUCAGAGCUGGAAAGCGGA